GCUCAUGCCCCGAGGAGCCAAGCACUGCACAACGAUGGCUGGGGGCCGCUUGAGAACAGUGACCCCUCCUUAGAGGCUUACCGCCACCCCGGCAUGACCAUGCCAGAAUCUGGCCACAACUCAAGGGACAAUACCAUAUUACCAACUGCAAGAACGUUUGUUCUUUACACCAACAAAACACUCCCAGUCAGGAACCACUCAGCCUUCCUCUUGUUGACGUUCCCACCUCCCAUAACGACAACCCCCGAGAAUGCCGAAGCACACAGUUUACCUGCUCACUUUUGACCGUGGUACACAUCCACUGACAGUCGCCGUCAAACCAUACCACUGGAUGUAUUUCAUCGAGACGGAAGUCCAUGACCAUAACAGUCGGGGCUAUGCAUUCCAACCCCGCGGCAUGCCGGGAGGCUUCUACUAUCCCGGACCGGAGACACUGGACCCUGCCUCAGAGCUUGGCGAGCCCAAAGACAGACUUGAGGUUGGUCAAGUUGACGACUCAGAUAUGCUCGAUUGUAUCCACGAAAUCAUGGCCGAUGUCGAAAUUGUCAAGGACGAGGUGUCGAGCUGGAACUGUCAGGAUUGGGCUCUUGCCGGGCUCGGGCGGCUGAAUGAGAAAGGGAUUGUGUAUGAGCACAUGACGGAGGAGGUUGUGAGAAGCUGGCUGAAGGAGCGUUGACCUUCCUGCGUUUGGGCAAGUCGAUUAGUGCAUUCUCUUUCUGUAACACCUGGCACAAAUCCCCCGUU
Messenger RNA from Canariomyces notabilis, 744 nucleotides. RefSeq lists its product as uncharacterized. The record is from RefSeq and is a predicted model, not a curated record. Bases 251 to 676 code for a protein of 141 amino acids. The transcript is spliced from 2 exons. NCBI's taxonomy places the organism in Eukaryota, Fungi, Ascomycota, Sordariomycetes, Sordariales, Chaetomiaceae.